UCGCAUAUUUCAGUAUACUCGAACACAACAAUGUGGACGAGCAGCAUGAAGAGAAAAAGUUUCUAGCGCGCAAUGCAAUCAACAAACGCUGUAUCACACUCGAAUCUAAAUAAAACACGAAAAAUUCAACAAGAAUGAAGUUUAAUUUAACUUUUUAUUAUCUAAUUCGGUAGCUAUGAAAUCUCAUCGAUACGUCUUGUGUUGUACUAUCUUUUCUCCCUUCUACUCGUUCCGUGUUAUCGAUUGUUACGAAUGCGCCGACUGAUAAUGCGUUAAAUGUGCACUUCCUUUAAUCUAAAAUCAUAUAUCCUUACAUCUAUUUCCUAGAAAGAAGCGAAUAUCACGAUCAAUCAGCAUUAUGUAUAGUCUGCAAAAUUAAUGGACAGUCGGACAUUUUACAACAUGAAGAUUUGAUAGAUGCAAAAAUAUGUAUUCUAACAUAUGGAAAUUUCUAUCAUGGAAAUAGAAGACUGAAAGUUUGAUGAUAUAAUGGAAUCCAGGAUGCCAGUAAAAUACGACGAUUCUUAAGUUCAGGAUGGAAAUUAGAAAAGGGCCUUGGUCGAAAAAAAUCCUGGUUCCAGCCUGUUUUUUGGUAAUUCUCAUCUGGAUUUUUCUAAUCGACAAUUCAUUACUGCUUGCCGGUUUGUCUGGCAAAGUAGCAUUACAAAAACCCAGAAAUUUCGUUUCUUUCGCUCGCGAUCCGAAUUUGGACCGUUUAACAAUCAAGGAAUCCUCUCUGAUAAAUGAUGUCGAAUCGAAACACUCAAAACUAUCGAAACUUCAUCUGGUGUCGCUUUGGGCAGGCAACAACACUGUUAAAGGAAACACAGGAUUCAUGCGAAAAUAUCAGAUUUUGAAACAGCAAGGUUUAAUGCCAAGUAAACAAUUACCAACUGCUUUGAUAAUCGGUGUUAAAAAAGGCGGGACAAGAGCGUUGUUAGAAUUUUUAAGAUUGCAUCCUGCUAUUCGUGCUGCUGGAUCUGAAGUACAUUUUUUUGAUCAUCAUUAUAUCAAAGGAUUUCAUUGGUAUAGACAUAGGAUGCCUCCAACUUUAGCCACUCAAAUCACAAUGGAGAAAACCCCAUCGUACUUUGUAACAAGUGAAGUACCGAGGAGAGUACAACGCAUGAAUUCAGGGAUGAAAUUGAUUCUUGUGGUAAGGGAUCCAGUUACUCGAGCGAUAUCCGAUUAUACUCAAGUGAAGAGCAAACGUGCUAAUAUGCCGAGAUUCGAGGAUUUAGCGUUUUUGAAUGGAUCGAAGAUCGUGGACACAUCAUGGGUACCAUUGAAAAUCGGAGUAUACGCACGACAUUUGGAGAGAUGGCUUCAAUAUUUUCCAUUAUCACAAUUUCUUUUUGUAUCCGGAGAAAGAUUAAUCAUGGAUCCUGUCGCCGAGAUUACGAGGGUUCAGGAUUUUUUAGGCCUAAAAAGAGUUAUUUGUGAGAAACAUUUUUAUUUCAAUGCCACAAAAGGAUUCCCUUGUCUGCUCAAAUCUGAGGAACGUCCUACACCCCAUUGCCUUGGUAAAAACAAAGGUCGUAGUCAUCCUUAUAUAGAUCCUGUAGCUAUACAACGAUUGAGAGAUUUUUAUCGUCCAUUCAAUCAACGUUUCUACCAAUUAACCGGAAUGGAUUUCGGCUGGUUGUGAGAAUAAAUGCGAUAAGCGAAUACAUAUCGAAGCUAGUCAAGUAAAAAAACAUAGUCAAUUUUUACUGAGAUACGACACGCGCGCAUGUGGUGUGCACCAUUAGUUUGCACUAAGGUAAUAAAAUUAGACAGUAAAGAACGAGAUAUACUCUUCUCUCGAUUAAUUUUCAUCCGUUUUUACUCUGACUCAGAAUAUUUUUUUAUAUAAGUAUGUAAAUGUGAAAUGAAAAAAAAAAAAAAAAUACGCAUCAUUUCAAUAUGUUGACAAUACACAGAAGAGAAUAUUCCUGUUCUUGUUCGUGAUAUUAACUUUUAGACACGCAUAUUAGAUUUAUAGUUGCCGCAAAAUGUUAUCAAUUACAUAUAUAAUUUUUCGCAUACUACAUAAACAUAUAUACUCUACUAUAUUUUAUACACAAUAUUACAAGAAAAGAUAUAUUCGAAUUUUUAACGAUAAAUAAUCAUACAAAUUGUUUUUUAUUUAAUAGAGAAUUUUUUAUAGAUAUUUAUUGUAGUUAGGUUGUUAAUUCUAUCUUCCAAUGAAACUUUGAAAAAUAGAAAAUAUUAUUAUUGAAAUAGUAUGAGUAUUUUUAUUGUUAUUAGUUGUUUAGAAUUAAGAAUUGUUUACUAUAUAUAUUUUGUUGAAUUUUUUAUUUUUAACAUUAAUAUUAUGUGAUAUAAAUUAAAAAAUAUAUAUGUAUAUAUUUAGUUUUAAUAUCAAGCAAAUAAAAAUGAGUAUUUUUUUAAUAAUUUAUUUAAAUUACAUCAAAACGUUUUGAAAUGAUAAAAAAAAUUAUCAUAUUAUAGAGGUCCUCAUAGUUCAGAAACAAACUGAGUACAAUUUAAAGUAAUAAAAAGUGAUGUCUCGCAUUUAAUAGUUUUAACAAACAUAUUUCGGUUAAAAAAGUAUACUAUAGAAAUACAUUAAUAAUAACGUCAAUUAGACAUUUAUAAUAGAAAAGGUUAUUGAAAAAAUUUGUAUAACCAUAUCAAAAUAAAUAAUUAAUUUCGAUACGUGCAAGUAGAUAAAAACUUGCACAAAUUGCAAUAAAAAUAAUGUACUUAUAUUUUGCAAACGUGCACGCACACAUACACAUAUAGAUACAUAUAGUAUAUUGCAAAGCAGAAGUUUUUACAAAUUGAAUUAAAAAAAUUAAUUGUAUUUUAAUUAAAUAGUAGAUAAAAAAAAAAUAGAUAUAAAUUAUCAAAGUUUGUUCCAAAUAAAUAUACUUUUAGAAAUUGUCUUCUAUUAGGAUGUUUUAAGAAUGUUUAUGAAUUAUCAUUGCAUUAAUUAUAAAAAGAAUUUUACUAUAAAUUUAUAUUAUAUUAUUAAAUAAAAAUUUUAACUUGCAGCUCAGAAUAAAUAAUUUGUAACAAAUUUAUUGUUAAGUAGUUUAUUGUUAAGUAAUUCUAUAUUUAGUUUACUUGCUCAAGUGGCCUAAUUAAUCUAAACUUAAGGAAUAAAGCUGUAAAUAAACAAUGAUUUAUCAAAUAAACAAUACUGUGUAACAUGUAUACUUACUUACAUCAAAUAUUUUUUCCUCCAAACUUCAAAUCAUCCAGGAAGACAUUAUUUCUAAAACUCUUUUUAUAAAUAAGAGUUUCAUUAUUUAUAAUGUAAUGGAUUCGUUUAUAAUUCGUCUGAUUUCUUGUAUAACAUCACAGGAAAAGAUAUUGUAGGUAACUAAAUGACAACAAAUAUAAAAGUCUGUUACAAACUUUGUAAUGAAAUAUUGCUUUCGAUUUAUCGAAAGAGGAAAACAACACGAUGCACGUGAAAGUUUUCUUUAUACAAUUGUAUAGAGUAUUGUCUUAAUACUUUCCGCAAAAGAUUCAUCCUCCUUUUGUACAAAGAGAAAUAUGUAUGUUUCUGAUCCGUUUCUUUAUAAUCUAUUAUAUUAUUAAAGAAAAAGAAAAGAGAAAGUUAACAAUAUAUAAAUUUCAGCCAUUCGAUGAAAGAUAGAUGAUUCGUGAAGCUUUCUUUGAGCGACGCUCAUCUUUUUUCUUUCGUUAAUAAGAAUGCUAAUUAAAGUCAUUAAUUUCUUUGGAAAUUAUACAUUUUUAAACCAUCGGAAUGGCUUUGCGUAUAUAUAUAUAUAUAUAUAUAUAUAUAUAUAUAUAUAUAUAUAUAUAUAUAAAGAUAUAAGUACGACAUACGUUUUAUUGAUACUCUAAUCUUAUGUUAAAGAUUCUUGAGCAAUCUUAUCGAUUGAUGGACGGAAUAAGUACUACAUACUGUCGAGAGGGACGAUAUUACAAUAGGUCAGUAUGUUCAUCAUACGUGAUCAUCGAACGAUCAUUAAUAAUUACCGCAUAAUAAUACAAUUGAAUUCGGGCAACAAAAUACUGAUUCAAUAUUAUAUAUUUAUGAUAGAAUCUCUUUUUUUUUUCCUUUUAGAAUUAUUUUAUAUGAAUAAAACAACAUUAUUUUUUUCCCCUUCAUACUUAUAACCGAUUAUGAAUUUUCGCGAAAAGAUAAACAUAUAUAUAUAUGUGUAUAAUAACCAUUUUGCUUUCAGUUCUUUUUUUUUUUUUUUUGAUCUAAAAAAAAAAAAAGAAAAAAAAAAGAAAGAAAGAAAGAAAAGAAACAAGGGAUCUAUCUAUGAAAAAUAAAUUUUGUGGAAUACUUAACGUUAAAUUAUCGACUACAAUGAUCCUUAAAUCUAUAAACUAAUACGUCAUUAAUAUUUCGUUAUUGUUUCUAACGUAUGUAAUUAAGAUCAUGCUUAAUUAUGAUUUCGUUCCUACGUUUCUUAAUGAUGAUUUCGAUCAUACUGAUAAUUGGGAGCAUUUCGUGAUGCAACAUGAGGAACGCAUCGGACAAUUUAACGAUCUACGUUCUUUCUCGUGGAUGGUACUCUCUGGCGAUGGUAAAAACAUGAAAUGUUUCUUUUGAGACUAUUUCUUCGUGAGCUAGUUUUUUCUUCGACAUUUUGUUUCAUCGAUCGAAUGCAGAUGCACAAUCCCGGCCUAUUUUCCACGACAAACCUAGCCUGAUUUAAUCGAAUCAAAAGAAAAGAUUGCAUUGUUUCGAAUUUCUUUUCUUCGUUAUUAAAUUUUUCAUAAAAAAAAAAAAAAAAAAAAAGAAAAAAGAAAAAAGAAAA
Molecule: messenger RNA, 4751 nt
Organism: Apis cerana (Asiatic honeybee)
Lineage: Eukaryota; Metazoa; Arthropoda; Insecta; Hymenoptera; Apidae
Gene: Hs3st-B
Product: Heparan sulfate 3-O sulfotransferase-B
Molecular function (GO): [heparan sulfate]-glucosamine 3-sulfotransferase activity
Source: RefSeq, a predicted model, not a curated record